CUAUGAGUCUAUGAUAGCUAAGCCAAACAGAGCCUUCUCUCUCUUUUUCAUUUCCCCAUUUUGGGCUCCGACUCAGUAGAUAAUUCUAUAAAUUUACCACUUUACCCUCCGCAAAUUUCGACCGUUGAUGAGGGUAGUUUCGGGAAUUGGUGAAAAUAAAGUAUAAACCUCUCUCUCUCCAUAGCCCAAACUCUGUUGAAAACCUGAAAAAUGGGUUUGAGUGUACUCUGUUGUACGGUGUAGGAGUGUAGUGUAUUACUCCAUUUUAGCUUUGUGAAUCGUUUAUGGUGGUUUCGUUGGUGAAAUUCUCCAUUGUAGAGCACGGUAAUUACGUGUGUUGUGUCUUGGUGUUUUGUUCUUUUUAGUUCGUGACUGUGUGAACGUGAAGCUCUUUUUUUUUUUUCCUUUUUUGAUUUGGCUCCAAUGGCGGAAACCCUAGAUUCUGGAUCUUGGGGGGUGUUGGGUGAAAUAGUGGAAAUGAAUUCGAAUGUAAUGGAGCUCGAUCAGAGGAAUGGAUUGCAUGAUUCGGGUUCGAAAAUGAGCUUAGGCAGGAAGAGCAGUGCUGAGGCGGGUCAAUGCGCGAAUGUGGAUAAGGGUUUGAGGAGGGCGGAGAUCGAUACUUCGGCUCCGUUUGAAUCGGUCAAGGAGGCCGUAAGUCGUUUUGGCGGAAUUGGUUACUGGAAACCCUCUCAUUCUAAGCUCCCUCAACAUCAGCAUGAGGUGGAAGAGCUUGAUAUAACUAAACUGGAGGAGCAGGCAUUGCAUUUGGAGAAAGAUCUAAUCAUCAAAGAAAGGGAAACCUUGGAUGUUUUAAAAGACCUGGAGAAGACUCGAAUGAAUAUGGAAGAGUUGAAGCAAAAGCUACAGAAAGAAGCAGCUGAAGUCAAUCUAGCCCUUCAGGCUAAUGCUGUUGACAAGAAUGUGAAUCCAGAUGUUAACGAAGCAGAUAAGGAAAAUCGUGGAAAUGGGGGGAAUAUUUGCGCCUCUGUAGAAAGUGUAAACACCUGCCCUUCAUCAGCCCCAGGUUUGAUCUUAAUGGAAUUGAAACAGGCCAAGCUGAACCUUACCCGGACUACAACCGAUCUUGCUGACAUUCGAUAUUCUGUUGAUACUUUUAACAAGAAGUUGGAGAAAGAAAGACUUGCACUUGAGAAAACACGUGAGAGGUUGACUCAGAAUUCUUCGAAGAUAUCAUCUCUUGAAGAAGAGCUAAACCAAACGAAAGUAAAGCUGCAAUUGGUGAAGGAUGCUGAAAAUAGAUGUGCUUCUGAUAGCCCAUCAGACAUUUCAAAGGAGCUUCAACGCUUGAGUUUUGAAGUGGAUCAGUUCAAACAAAUGGGAGAAGCUGCGAGAUCAGAGGUUUUGAGAGCUACUCAGGAGAUUGAACAGACGAAAACUAAGAUAAAAACAGCUGAAAUUAGGUUGAUUGCGGCCAGAAAAAUGAAAGAGGCUGCUAGAGCGGCUGAGGCUGUUGCUCUUGCAGAGAUUAAAGCUAUGUCAAAUCCUGAUGGCUUGUCUGGAGAUUUAUCCCAAAAUCAAGGAAUUACCCUUACUUAUGAAGAGUAUUCGUCUCUAAUCUGCAAAGCUCGAGAUGCUGAAGAACUAUCCAAAAAGAGAGUAGUAGAGGCCAUGCAUCAAGUUGAUGAUGCAAAUAUUUCGAAAAUGGAUAUUUUGAAAAAGGUAGAGGAGGCAACUGAAGAAGUCAGAAGCAGUCAAAAGACACUAGAAGAAGCUCUGAGCAGAGUGGAGGCAGCAAACAGAGGGAAAUUAGCAGUUGAAGAGGCUCUACGCAGAUGGAGAUCUGAACAUGGGCACAGAAGACGCUCUUCAGUUCACAACUCUACCAAAUUCAAGAACUCACAUCCAUCUCACCACCGAAGAGAUUCACGUCUCCUCGAUGUGAAUGGACUACACAUGGUUACUGAUGGGUCAAAACCUGUUUUAAAGCCAACAUUGUCAAUUGGACAAAUUCUAAGCAGGAAGCUGCUGCUGCCUGAAGAGCUUGAAAUGUUGUCUGGAAAAGGUUCCGGAAAACCAAAGGUUUCAUUGGGUCAAAUGCUUGGUAAACAAAACGGUGAUAUACCCUUUUCUUUGAGACCUGAAAAGGAAAACUGUAACAAGCAGUUUUCUGGUAAGAGAAAGAAGUUUGGAUUUGCUCGAUUUUCACUACUCUUGACCAAACAAAGUAAGAAGAAGAAGAUGUCUAUGAACUUGAACUUGAGGUAAUGCAGUGAUGAAUCCUUGUAUCUACUACUCUUGACCAAACGAAUCCUCUCUAAGAUUGAUCAUAUUAUUCUCUAUUCAUUAUAAUCAUAAGUUAAUGUUGUUUUAUUAAUAUCUGCUUACCGUUUUUCUAUCCUGAUUGUAAAAAUGUUUGUGAUAUAUAUGUUAUAUAUCUCAUUUGCUUAUAACAUAUUUAAAAGCUAAUGUAUUUUUUAAAAUCUCUAAGCUUGUAUUCGGAGUUGUUUCUUCUCUAAAGCUGAUAAAAUUUCUCAAGUUUGCGAGUACUGAGUGUAAUGUGAAUUAGUGGGAUUUCUCAUUAUCUCAA
Messenger RNA from Humulus lupulus (European hop), 2548 nucleotides. RefSeq names its product WEB family protein At2g38370-like. The transcript has 2 exons. NCBI's taxonomy places the organism in Eukaryota, Viridiplantae, Streptophyta, Magnoliopsida, Rosales, Cannabaceae. The record is from RefSeq and is a predicted model, not a curated record. Bases 424 to 2226 code for a protein of 600 amino acids.